AUGGUUGGGGAUCUUCAUGGAGACCUUGGCCAAACAAGAUGUGCACUUGAGACGGCUGGUGUGUUGAGUCCUGAUGGUGAAGACGUAUGGACUGGUGGAGAAACGCUUGGAGAUAUACUUGAUCGAGGUGAAGAUGAAAUAGCGAUUUUGUCGUUGCUGAGAUCCUUGGAUAUACAGGCAAAAGCUGAAAGCGGAGCAGUUUUUCAGGUCAAUGGGAAUCACCAGACUAUCAAUAUGGAAGGGGAAUUCCGAUUCAGGGAUGCUGGAGGAUUUGAUGAGUGUCUUGAUUUCCUGGACUACUUGGAUGACAACCGAGAUGACUGGGAAGAAGCUUUUGUUGGCUGGGUUGGUGUCUCUAAAAGGAUGAAGGAAGAGAGGAAAAUGCCCCAAAAUUAUUGGGAUCCAUGCAAUCUAGUGAGGAAGCAAAAAGGUGUGAUUGCCAGAUCAAUCCUUCUAAGGCCAGGAGGUCCACUGGCAUGCGAGUUAGCACGUCAUGCUGUUGUUCUUAAGGUUAAUGACUGGGUCUUCUGUCACGGUGGUCUUGUUCCUCAACAUGUUGCAUACGGAGUGGAGAGGAUGAACAGGGAAGUAUCUGACUGGAUGAGAGGCCUUGUUGAGAGUGAUGACAACCCACACUUCCCUUUCAUCGCCACCAGGGGAUAUGACAGUGUAGUUUGGAACCGCUUGUACUCGAGAGAUACAUCAGAUUUAGAUGACCAUCAGAUUAACCAGAUAAAUUAUGUUCUUCAACAGACGCUACAAGCAGUUGGCGCCAAGGGAAUGGUUGUGGGGCAUACUCCUCAACCUACGGGAGCAAACUGUGAGUACGAUCGUAGCAUAUGGCGGAUUGAUGUUGGGAUGUCCAGCGGAGUUCUUAAUUCAAGACCCCAGUUUGGGUCCAGGAAGAAAAAGUGA
Molecule: messenger RNA, 915 nt
Organism: Pyrus x bretschneideri (Chinese white pear)
Lineage: Eukaryota; Viridiplantae; Streptophyta; Magnoliopsida; Rosales; Rosaceae
Product: shewanella-like protein phosphatase 1
Exons: 10
Coding region: 1-915 (304 amino acids)
Source: RefSeq, a predicted model, not a curated record